This is a messenger RNA of Camellia sinensis, 397 nucleotides long. The record is from RefSeq and is a predicted model, not a curated record. Lineage: Eukaryota; Viridiplantae; Streptophyta; Magnoliopsida; Ericales; Theaceae.
AGAUGAUUGAUGAUCAAGACUUGGGAUUCUUUGCCAACUUUCUUGGCAUAUUCAUAUUUGUCUUGGUGAUUGCUUACCACUAUGUGAUGGCUGAUCCCAAAUAUGAAGGGAACUGAAAAGGGCUCGCAGUGUUCCCAAUACUUUUUCAUUUCAUGUGAACAUUCUUAUGUUAGAAUUUUAAUACAGUGAUGACCUCUGAUUUGGAAUUUCACAUUUGCAGCUGUCUUCGAUCCCCCGAUCUCCUUUAUUUUUAAUUAUUUUUAAUUUACUUAUAAUGUCAGGGAGCUUAGUGGGUUGUGGAUGAAGCCACAUGUGUUCCUUUCUUAUUAUGAAUAAAGUUAUUACAAACCAAAAAAAAAGAAGAAAAAGAAAAGAAAAAGAAGAUACGUUUCCCUAA